AUGAAGCAGCGCAGGUUGAUGCGUUUCCAUGGCCUUCGUCGGCCUCGUGUCCGGCAAACAUGGAACAAGUACAACCUGUACAAUCUCGCCCGUCUGCGGACGCCCUCCCUCAACUCGAAGACCUUUUUCCAGCAGAAAUGGAUCGCCAAGUCCCUGACCCGCGGCUACCACGGAGAGCACAUCAAGGAGCAUCAGUGGGAGCGCAUGUUCAGCCGCCGUCUGCUCUCCGCAGUCAACAUGGACCCCCGCUACAUGGCCCGUUACGAUGGUAGUGAGCAGGGCGCCGGCCGCGGUUCCGGUCUCAAGGGCAUGACCGACAAGAUCAAGAACCCCGGCAACCUUAACCUGCCGACUCCUUACAUGCAGAUGACCUUUGCUCCGCAAGAACGUCGUCUGGAUAUUGCCAUCUUCCGUGCUUGCUUUGCCAGCAGUGCCAGGCAAGCCCGUCAGUUCGUCCUGCACGGCGCUGUGACGGUCAACGGGAAGAGGAUGCGCCACCCGCAAUACCUCCUCAAUCCCGGCGACAUGUUCCAGGUCAACAUUGAGCGCGUCAUGACCGCAACCGGCAAGCCGAAGCCCUACCACCAGGCCCGCGAGGCCGAGCAGCUUAUGGGCGGCUCCAAAUCCGCCGAAGGAGAGGAAGGAGAAGGGGAAGAGGCCGAGUCUAAGGAGGAGGAAAUCCCUGCCGAGGCCGAGUCCACACCCGAGGACCGCGAGGCCCGGCGCAAGGAGCACCUGCAGAAGCUGGCGGACCUAAAGAAACGCACUAAGGCCAUUAUCGAGGACAAGGCGACAGCCAAGCAGAAGAAGCAGCUGCGCGGCUUCAUCAAAGAGCUCAACAAGGCCAUCCAGCAGGCUGCGAGCAAGAAGGACCUGCGCGAAGCCAGCGAACUGCAGCGCGUCGAGGCCGGUCUUGCCGAACUCUUCGACACCCUGUCUUUGACUCCAGCAGAGCGCCACGCCAAGGAGCGUGAGAAGGCCGCUGCGGAAGCCAAGGAGGACAGCAGCGAAGAGGUCACCGAGUCGGCCAGCACUGAACCCGCCGCCGCCGAGUCUUCCCCUGCUCCCAGCAGCGAACUGGUCACCCCCUCUACCACCUCCGAGCCCGCCCAACAAUCCUCUUCCCCUUCCCAAACCACCUCCAAAUCCACCGCCGACGAACCCCUCGACCUCUCCUCCCUCGAGAAAAAGAUCCUCGCCCGGCUCCUCCGCGAAGAGCGCGAGAACCCCUACGACCCCACCAAGCCCUACAAGACGCCCUGGGAGCCCAAGCCGUGGAUGUCGCCCUUCGUCUUCAUCCCACGCUACCUCGAAGUCAAUCAGCGCAUCUGCGCCGCCGUGUACCUCCGUCACCCGGUCGCGCGCCCGGGUCGUUCCGAGGUGCCCUCGCCGUUCUCGAAUACGUUGGCGCAGUUGGCGUUUAAUUGGUAUCUUAAGAGGCGUUGA
Thermochaetoides thermophila DSM 1495 is the source of this 1446-nucleotide messenger RNA. Its product is annotated as mitochondrial 37S ribosomal protein uS4m. Gene Ontology annotation, biological process: positive regulation of translational fidelity. NCBI's taxonomy places the organism in Eukaryota, Fungi, Ascomycota, Sordariomycetes, Sordariales, Chaetomiaceae. The coding region runs from base 1 to 1446 and encodes 481 amino acids. Gene Ontology annotation, molecular function: rRNA binding; structural constituent of ribosome. The record is from RefSeq and is a predicted model, not a curated record. The transcript is spliced from 3 exons. Gene Ontology annotation, cellular component: mitochondrial small ribosomal subunit.